AUGAGAGAAAGAAUUGGCAAGCUUUUGGGAGAAGAUGUCGAGAAGAAGAUUGUCCUCGGCACCUUCCACUCCAUCUCAAGACGAUACCUCUCUGCCUACGGAAAACGCAUUGGCCUGGAUUCAAACUUCAGCAUUGCCGAUGAUGGCGAUUCGAAAGGGAUCAUCAAACGGAUCUGCGAAAGACUAAAGCUUACUGUCGAGCCCUCAUACGCAAAAUCGUGGAUCAGCAAACGGAAGGCCAAGGGAAACCAUUCAACGACGUCGCAGAAGGGCAAGAAGGCGGACCAUCCUGAUCUCCUCAAAUGCUACGAAGAGUACCAGGAACAUUUACAACGCUCAAACUUGCUUGACUACGAUGACUUGCUUGUGAGAUGCGUAGAGUUGCUGGAGAAGAAUGCCUCAUGCGUUUCCAAUGUUCAGUCAGUGUUGAUCGAUGAAUAUCAAGACACCAACGGCAUCCAAUAUGAGCUUAUGAAACUAUUCGCUCAGAAACAGGGCCGCAUCACCGUCGUCGGCGACCCCGAUCAGAGUAUCUAUGGUUGGCGAUCAGCCGAAGUUCGCAACCUGUACCGUUUACUCCGAGAAUUUCCCGGCACAGACGAGGUAUCACUCGAGGAGAACUACCGCUCGUCGCAGUCUAUCCUGGACAUCUCACUGAGAGUCAUUCAGGAGGACAAGAGGCGCUACCAGAAGGCCCUGACACCGGUGCAUGCUAAGGGUACGCGUCCAGUGUUGAGGAAACUCACAAGCUCCUCCAACGAAGGGGAGUGGAUAGUCUCGGAAAUCAAGCGCCUGAUACUCAUGUUAGGCGGAAUGCUCAAGCAUGAGGAUGUAGCCAUCCUCUUGCGCUCCGCUGCUCUGUCAAGGCACGUCGAGUCUGCGCUGGGCAAGGCUGGUAUAUCGUACAGAAUGAUCGGGGGUCAUAAGUUCUACGAAAGAAAAGAGAUCAAAGUGCUCAUCGAUUACCUCCGCGUCGUUUACCAGCCUGAGAACAAUGAUGCGGUAGCGCGCAUUAUCAACGUCCCACGCCGGGGAAUCGGGGAAGCUACCGUCAAAUCCCUGCUCGCGGAAGCUGAGUUGGAGAAAUUGAGUGUAUGGACUGUCAUAAUAAAGCACUGCAGAGGCGACCGAAAAGCGACUACCAACAUCCGAGCCAAGAUGGAGCAGAGGCUCAGCAGCGAACUGAUGCGUAUCAUUAAUGGCCUACAGCAGAAAGCUGCGGACAUCACCGCCAGCAGCUCAUUCAGUCUCGUGGAUCUGAUUGAACAGCUCAUCUCGCAGCUGAAUUACAAAAAGUACCUUGAAGACGAGUACGCCAACGAUCACGAAACCCGCUGGGCAAACGUACGGGAGUUUGUCAACCUUGUGUCCGACUAUUUGCGAGAUUCUACGAAUACUGAAGAUGAUGAGCUACCUGAGGUGGACGAGGUCGAGCAGUCCGAACAAGAUAGCAUGCUAGGCAAGUUCCUCGCUAAUGUUUCGCUGGCUUCCGACGCACAAAGAGGCAGCGGCAAGCAGGACCAGUCUUCCAUGAUCACCAUCUCGACUAUCCAUGCCGCCAAAGGCCUCGAGUGGCCCAUUGUUUUUGUGCCAUCUGUGUACACAGGUUCAAUGCCUCAUUCCCGCGCUGAAGAUAUUGACGAGGAGCGACGGUUGCUAUAUGUGGCAAUGACACGCGCACAAGCGUUGCUCUACCUCAGCUGUCCUUUGUACGGCCCACAAGGCUUCAGCAACAAAGUUGAGCUCUCUGACUUUGUCGCGCCCUUUGCCGAGGUGGCAUUUGCGUCAAAGGGCCCGUCAGUCGACGAACCUGUAAUACAAACGAUUGGCAAGAUCUUGGAUCGGGAUCCUCCCCAGUCCAAGGUCAUUUUCGAGAAGCUCCCGCCCAUGACCUCGGUCGAGGACGACAGGUUUCCCGAAAAUCCUUUCGACCCCAAGAAUUCGGACGAGAUAGGGGACGCACGCUUGCCGCGCGGAGUAAAGCGACAGCGCACGGACCUUUCAGAGAAUAGUAAAGCAUACGUUGAUGAACAUCAGUGGGACCGAGAGUACGCAACCACGAUGGAGCAAUCCUCAGCCUUCACAAUGUCUUCACUCCCCGGCUUUGUGUCGGUUAGCCAGCACCAACAUACGAUAGCGGCUGCGAACAAGGCAAAGGAGCAGGCGACUGCCCGCAAGGCCACCAUUACAAAGGGCACAAACCGCCGUCCGGCUGAUCAAAAAAGUCUCCUCAACUAUGUGAAUCAAGGUUCGAGACCACAGCAAGCUGCCCCGAGUGCAGCAGAUCGAUCUGCGUUCUCAUCCUACAGCCGCUAUCAAGCUGCAGCAUCCAAAUUCGCAGCUUGGACUGCUUCAGAGCCACUCAACACGAACUCGACGCUUCCGCAGCACAAGCUUCCCGUAGGCAAUCAACUUGCGAGACCGUCUGGCCGGCAGCCGGAUAACGAGAACCGGAAGCGUUAUGCUUGUUUCUCGAGCUCGCCCACGAAGCCAGCAUCUCCGGAAAAGGCCGAGCAAGAAGUGUCGCGGGACGAUCCGAAGCCGCUCGCCCGGCCAGCGACAAGCUUCCAUGCUACGACCUUUACGGCUGUGCGUUCGCUACCGCGGGGUGUACGACGGCCGGUGGGCAUGGGUCCGGCACCGAGCAUGGAUCGUCUUCGGAAGCCUUUCAAGCCCCUCACGAUUAAUAGACCUUCAGGGCCCGAGAGGCCAUAA
This is a messenger RNA of Emericellopsis cladophorae, 2715 nucleotides long. RefSeq names its product ATP-dependent DNA helicase-like protein. The record is from RefSeq and is a predicted model, not a curated record. The coding region runs from base 1 to 2715 and encodes 904 amino acids. Gene Ontology annotation, cellular component: nucleus. Gene Ontology annotation, molecular function: DNA binding; ATP binding; hydrolase activity. The transcript has a single exon. Gene Ontology annotation, biological process: recombinational repair. NCBI's taxonomy places the organism in Eukaryota, Fungi, Ascomycota, Sordariomycetes, Hypocreales, Bionectriaceae.